Trachymyrmex cornetzi is the source of this 720-nucleotide messenger RNA. RefSeq lists its product as uncharacterized. Gene Ontology annotation, biological process: DNA integration. Bases 1 to 720 code for a protein of 239 amino acids. The transcript has a single exon. Gene Ontology annotation, molecular function: nucleic acid binding. NCBI's taxonomy places the organism in Eukaryota, Metazoa, Arthropoda, Insecta, Hymenoptera, Formicidae. The record is from RefSeq and is a predicted model, not a curated record.
AUGGCUGAUUUACCUGAAGCACGGGUGAAUACUGUAAAGUAUGUAUUUAAAAAAUGCGGCGUGGAUUACGCGAGACCUUUUUAUUACAAGGAAGGUCAAAGAAAAACUGCUAAGUCAGUAAAAUGUUACAUGGCGUUAUUUGUGUGCUUAUCCACUAGAGCGGUGCAUAUAGAGUUAGCGGCCGAUCUCUCGGCGGAAACCCAUUUAAAUGUACUUAAGCGAUUCAUUUCUAGGAGAGGUCGUCCUAUCGAAUUGUAUUCUGACAAUGGCCUAAAUUUUGUUGGAGCAAAUCACGAACUCAACGAAUUGUACAAGUUAUUUAAGGACGAAUCUAUUAAGCAAAAAAUCAACGAUUUCAUGGCAACUGAAAGGGUGAAAUGGCAUUUUAUUCCUCCUAGAGUUCCGCAUAUGGGUGGCAUUUGGGAGGCAGCAAUCAAAAGUGCUAAGUUUCAUUUGAAACGCGUAACUAAAGAAGCAUCGUUAAGGUACGAUGAAUUGUUUACCCUGAUGGUACAAGUUGAAGCCAUAUUAAACUCCAGACCUCUCGCUCCUGUAUCCAACGAUCCCAGCGAUUUAAAUGCACUCACUCCGGGACAUUUUAUGAUUGGCUGUCCUAUCACUCAUUCCCGGAGCCCAGUAUGGAAUGUCUUCCAGCAAACAGACUAUCACGUUGGCAACGAUUCGAACAAUUGGAACAACAUCCGUGGCGUCGUUGGAUGA